Amoebophrya sp. A120 is the source of this 3551-nucleotide messenger RNA. The record is from the annotation of a GenBank genome assembly. NCBI's taxonomy places the organism in Eukaryota, Dinophyceae, Syndiniales, Amoebophryaceae.
CCUACUUACCUCUUUUGGCACAGUUCCUCUUCCUCGGGAUCGAACAAGCGAUCAUCUCUCGAGAGAAGACGUAUAUGGGGUUUGUUUUGCAAGAUCUUGUCCAACAAAAGUCCGAGCAUUACCUAGGUAAUGGGGGGGGAGGGGGGGGAUGCAUCCAUGCUUUUUGGGCAUUACUCAAACCGGCGACAAGCUGCGCCGAGCCGUUACCUCAUCUCCGUUCCCCUCAUCCCUGAUAGCCUCGGCUCUCCACCGCCCCAUGCGAGAUUGCGAUGGUCACGCGUUUUGUUCAAACCUUCGCGAGGACGCUUGGGUUUUUCUCUAGCAAAAAAAAAGCCGAGUGCUGCAGGCCCGCGUCGCUUUUUCGCGACGAUUCAUGGCAGUGCCCACUUCGCCGGCUAAUUUGGUGCGGUGGGAGCCGCAGCCGGGUUGGUCGCUUCAAACGCUCGCGCAGGUUGAAGCAAGCCGCCUCGGCAGGUUCUCUCUCACUAACUCGAAAAACUGAGCCGCCAAAGAGUGCAGCUAUCCUGUUCCCGCGCAAGUUGAGGCGAUUUCUUCAACUCUGCGCGAAAGAUGAAGGGGUCGCAGAAUAUUCAUUCGCCCUGUGCGAAGAAUUGAGGCGAUCCCGCGAGCCUCCGCUGAGACGAGGGCGAGCUUCAAUCCUUCGCUUCACCAACCCGAAAAACGAUGCGGACUCCACUGGAUUUCUUCGGGGUUGCCGCAUCGUUUCAAAACAUUCCUCAAAGUCAGUCUGGGCACUUCGCUAGCGGAAUCCGGGCGUCCGGUCGCCCGGAUCUUCUUUGCCCGUCGGCAACCCGUCGCCCCAACUUACCCGUCUCCCCGAACGCCGGGCUGCGCAGUUGCGCUAUGUAGAAGGCGCUCCUUCAUACUGCGCCAAAUGCCGAAACCCGAAAAAUAGUCAAGCUAGCGCUGCAACGUUUGCGCUACUUCUACUAUGUGCUGCCUCUACUAAGUGACGCCGCCUCUCUUACUCCUUUCGUAUAACCCUGCAGCUAUUUAGUGUUCUCCCUCUAACCAAGAAGUGCUGAGGCACCACUUUGCCACAGAUGCGAUCUGUUGCUUGCUAUGCUGCCGCGACCUACGCCUAAACUCUUUGCCACAUGGCUUUGCCGUUUGUGUGCGGAGCUAUGGCGCCCCCGUAUCCUAAUCUCUUUGUUUGCAACCACACUAACGGCCAAGCUACGUGAUACAGAGGUCAGGUUACGGCAGCGCGCAGUGCUUCGAGUUCGUAAGGAUUUCCAUUUUCGCGGCACGGUAGCACUUGGGCACUUCGCUCCCCCUAUGCGGAAUGUGCUCGGGAUAGGAAGCUAGUAGGGCCGGCAAUAGUUGACGGACGCAGCAGUUCGUAGAAGUAGCGCAAAAAUCACAGCGCUUUGCUUUUUGGGUUUCGAGUUCGACGCGUCACAUGACAAGACCGUCGCUUUUAUCUCUCGAGAGAAGACGUAUAUGGGGUUUGUUUUGCAACCAAAGGGGGAAACCAGAACGUAGCAUCCUGUUUCGCAGAGCCAAAUGUUCCGCCACGAACUGUAGCACUGAACAAGUAGUUUUAGUUUACGAUAUUAGGUUGCUUGGUACAAAGAAGAAAAACAAAUCCACCAUCGAGGACCAGGCUUCAUGGACAUGUUGGCGAUUGAGUUCUCUGCGACUGCGUCGUCCGUUGUGUGUGCCUGCUCAGGGUCGGAUGCCGCAUACGUGUCUCCGCCGCGCAACAAGCGACGAUGUUCGAGCACGCGUGGGAAGGUCAUUAACGCGGGGCCUACAGCACUAAGUACUAGACCAAGACCGUCCGCAGGACUUGUCGCUGAAAACACAACACCACGUAGUUCUCGUCGACUGGGCGCUCGAACGGUUCUGGGAGCCGCUACCACUGCCGUGUUUCUGGCAGCAGCCUCUUUGACGAACUUACCGCGCUCCGUCCUGGCCGCGGAAGAGAACCAGUGCGAGCAGAAGAAUUGGUGGGAGAUAUCUUCCGUGGAAAAUGCAGUUUCGCUUGCCCUGAUGUUUGAUCGCGAAAGUCGACGAUACUUUGUGUAUCGCGAAGGACACAUCACCAGCAGUAGGAAGGCCUUGGAAAUGUACUGCUUCAUAAUUCAUUGCUUGUGUAUCUUAACGUAGACGAUGCAUGUUGAUCGGUUCCGUAGUUUAGCACAAAGGAUCAAGAAGAAGUCGCAACUCGGUACGACUAUUAGAUAUGCGUUCUCGUCAGGAGCUACCAACUCGGAGAAAGACAAAGGCUCAGGAAUAUCAAAAUUCGAAAGGUAUUUCGAGGUUGCGCGGGCUCCUUUUGUCAAGAACAUUUGCGAGAUUGGUUUCAACGCUGGUCAUAGCACCGCAAUUUUUCUAAACGCAAAUCCAAACGCAAAAGUUUGGAGUUUCGACCUGGGUCAAUUUGAUUACACCAUUCGGCAGGGCGAUUUGGCUCGGGAACUCUUUCCUGACCGAUUUCACCUCACGCUUGGACCAAGCCAGGAAAGCGUGCGGGAAUUUCACAAGCUCUAUCCAGACGUUAUGUGCGAUGUUAUUUCGGUUGACGGAGACCACAGCACUGAGGGGACCUACGCGGAUUUGGUAAAUAUGCAAAAAAUGGCCACCUGCAGAAACUGGGUAUAUUCACAGAUUUUUUUGGUUUCUGAAGCCCAAAUUGUCGGAAAACUUUUUUGGUUCUGGCGAGCAUGCUGAUUUUUCUGAACACGAACUUGUGAAAGAACUGAUGAAGAAGUAGAACAUCAAAUGCCACACAGGUCCUAAUGGACGACGCGGGAUGGAACUCAACAAAUUCAGCCUGGCAAAAGGCGAAGGACGAUGGCAUACUGACUCAGGUAAAGAUGAACUGCCAAGAUCGAUGAUUUUCAUUUGGUUUUGCUGCCCCGAUGAAAUGAAAUGAUCUUCUUGCUCAAAAGAUGUGUUGCCUUAUCUUCGUACAUUUCUCUGGAAGUUAAGGAACAUAUGCGAAAAAUUCCACAGAUGGAGUGCUUUGUGGACAUGGCUCCGGUCCCGAAUUACCAGUUCAUGGAUUUCCCGGACAACCGCAGCUGGUGUGUGGGUAUGUUCAAUUUGCCGGACUGCCCCAGGUGGUUCGACGAGGAUAAAAACCCGAACGAGCCCGUCACGCGCGUCCGACCCAUCGAGUAUGAUUUGUAAGGCAUGCCGUCUGGCAGGACUGCGUCGGAAGAAAUUAAACCCAUAGACACGACACCGGGCGGGGAAGAGAGCAGAGAUGUCUCGUCUCUUCGCGCUUCCGUAUGAUCAUCGGGAUGAGAUAGACCCUGCUAGCAGAAAGAAAACCGACGAGCUGCGGAAUUCUGCGAUCCCAAUUGAUUCUUUACGAAGCAACAGAGGCAAUCGCAAUCUGCCAUUGAUGAUUGAACUUUUUUUGAGACUUUUGCUGUGUUUUUUCGACUGACAACAAAUAUGAUCAGCCAGCCACUUCUGGUUUAACUAUGUGCUUUCGCACAGCCACAGGCUCUUUGACGCGAAGCAAAGUGAUAGGUAGGUCAUCGGCAUUAUUGGAAAGACUUCAGUUGUCGGGCUCG